This is a messenger RNA of Lepisosteus oculatus (spotted gar), 3928 nucleotides long. It is a transcript of the gene npffr1l1, whose product is annotated as neuropeptide FF receptor 1 like 1. NCBI's taxonomy places the organism in Eukaryota, Metazoa, Chordata, Actinopteri, Semionotiformes, Lepisosteidae. Gene Ontology annotation, cellular component: plasma membrane. Gene Ontology annotation, molecular function: neuropeptide receptor activity; peptide binding. Gene Ontology annotation, biological process: G protein-coupled receptor signaling pathway; cellular response to hormone stimulus. The record is from RefSeq and is a predicted model, not a curated record.
UUGCUUGACUACUAACAUGUGAGAAACAUUGUAAAAAACGAGCUGGUUUCCUCAGUGACCGAUGACAUCAGUCUGUUAGGAAAGAUUUCUCCUGUCAGCCAGCUGUAGUAAAACUGCAAACCGUUUACAGGCACACUGAGAGAUUCGCUCGUCCCUUUCACACAGCGUGAAAAUUUGAACGCCGGACUGGACUGGAAUUUUUAGAGUUACAAGCUCACCAUGAACACGACUGCAGAAACGCUACAGUCCAACAGCACCUUCCUGCCCUACUAUCUCCAUUCCACUGCUGUGGCAGCAAGCUACAUUGUGGCCUACUUCCUCAUUUUCGUGCUGUGCAUGGUGGGAAAUGGGCUGGUGUGCUUCGUGGUGCUCCAGAAUCACAGGAUGCGCACUGUCACCAACCUCUUCAUUCUCAACCUGGCCAUCAGUGACCUGCUGGUGGGCAUAUUCUGUGUGCCUACCACACUAGUGGACAAUCUCAUCACCGGUUGGCCCUUCAGUCAGUUCAUGUGCACCAUGAGUGGUCUGAUCCAGGGAAUGUCUGUCUCAGCUUCUGUCUUCACCCUGGUGGCCAUUGCGCUGGACAGGUUCUUUUGUAUAGUCUACCCCUUCCGACAGAAGAUGAGCAUGUUCAAAGCUGUUCUUGCUAUUGCCUUCAUCUGGAUGCUGGCCUUUGCAAUCAUGUGCCCUUCAGCCACCAUGCUGACUGUGAUCCAUCUGAAGGACACCUACGUGGUCCAAAAUAAUGACACCUACCCACUCCUCACGUGCUACGAAGACUGGCCUUAUCCAGAGAUGCGCACCGUCUACACCACCAUUCUCUUUGUGCACAUAUACCUCAUGCCUCUGGGUCUCAUCAGCCUGAUGUAUGGGAGGAUUGUGGUGAAGCUCUUCAGCAAGCUUGGGCCAGUGGGCCAGAGGUCCAGAGAGCUGCAAGAGGAGAGAAACUCUGUCUCCAAGAAAAAGGUGAAGAUCAUCAAGAUGCUGAUCAUCGUGACCAUGCUCUUCAUGGUCUCUUGGCUUCCUCUUUGGACACUGAUGCUUCUGACGGACUACAGAGACCUCAGCGAAGAGCAGAUCGACUUUCUGAGCAGCUACAUCUUCCCCUUCGCCCACUGGCUGGCCUUCUUUAACAGUGGUGUGAACCCCAUCAUUUACGGAUUCUUCAAUGAGAACUUCAAGAGGGGGUUCCAGGCUGCCAUCUCCUUCCGAUUCUGCUCCCUGGAAAACAUCCAUCAGGAGGUUUACACCCAAAGGACUCCCUGGUCCAGUGGUUUUUCCCUGCACAACAAGGUCUCCAAUGUAGAGUCCUUAGAGUCUACUGUGUGCAAAGUCACCAACAGAAAAGGUAUCCCACAAGGCACUCCCAAGGGAACCCAGGGAAUAAACCUAGAGGACAUUAGUAGAAUCACCACUCGCAGUGGAGUCUGUACAGCCUGGGAGGAAUGAGGCAAGAAUAAACUGUUCUGUAUCCAUCUCUCCAGGUCCCCACAUGUUUAAGACUAUAAAGUGCAGUUGGAUGUCAUAAAUGGAUAUUCAAAAUAUUUACUGAGUCAAUCAUUGACAGCACCACUUGUGAAAUGUAAUAGUUCUUAGUUGUUCCCUCCACUGGGAAUCUUACAUUUACUUAUUUGUCACCUGAUGCAAAAUUCUCAAAGGUAUCCUAAUUCCUGAUUUCCAUGGUUUCUCCUCCUCCCACUGUGUGCCUUCAAUACAUCUCCUGGGUAAGAUCUAAUGUUGUUUUCUAACUGAUGGUGGCCAAGGUUACUGCCCUCUCAAACAAGCUGUUUUGUUUUAGAGUACCUCCAUUGAUGUAUCAGCACAACAAUAAUCUAUAUUACUGUAUUAUUUAAAGUUUGAAGCAAUAUCUGAAUGUCAGGUUUUUGUUUCGUACUGAAGCAUUCCACUGCCCUGGAACUCAAGACUGUGUGUCUCAUCAUGUACAAGAGAAUUCCAUAGUCGGGGAGCAUCAGACAAUAACCCUCUAGCUCUGACUGUUUUCUGGAGUUUUCUUAGUAUAACCAGAGUGUCAGAGAUUUCAGAUCUCAGAGAGGGUACAAGAGCAUAUGGAGUUAGUAGAUGCUGAAGAUGUUACUACAGCAGUUUAUGAAUCAGUUACUGAAUUCACAGGCAAGCAAUUCUAGCGACAUUAGAACUGGUGUAAUGAACAUAAGAACAGUUCCAAACAAGAGGAGACCAAUCGCCCCAUCCAAGAGUGGUGUUUCUAAUUUAUUUUGGUGAUACUUUUAUCCAAAAAGACUUGCAUUUGCACAGGUGGGCAUUUAUACACUGGAGCAACCUGGAAGAAGUACCUUGUGCAAGGUGACAACAACAGUAGCUUACUCAGAAAUUGACCUCAAGUCCGGAAUGUAAACUGUUGCUCCACACUACAACCCUUGAUAGAAUGUCUAUUGCCUGAGAGAGGGCUUGCAACUGCAUUUUAAGCAAGGUGAAGCCUCUGCCAAAUUAUAUCCUGGCAUAUUGAUGAUGAUGUGAUCAUGUGAGUGGCAUUCUAAAUUGCAUGUUGCAUGAAGUGUCUCAUAGUGUGAAGACAUGCGUUUUCAAAGCACGUGUUAUGUUUCUCCUGCCGAGAUUUCUAAUUCUAGCCAUUCCUUUCUAGGUAAAAGCUGUACAAUGAAAAGCAGCACACAGUUCCUGCUCCAAUCGCCUUUCAAUCUUUUGCUUUCUAAUAGAACUUGGAAGGUUACCCAGAAACAUCUAUUGUACUGAAAAGAGACAUUUUGUCUGCAACUGACAUUUGGAGAUAACAUACAGAUUAGCAUGAUCGUGUUAAGCUUUUUCAAGGUCUGCAAUUCCAGCACAGCUCUACGGUUAACCAAUGCUGGCUAAGUGACCUUAAGCAUUUUCUAAGGUGUAAUUAUUGUGUGUGAUGAUGUUUAAAAACUAAUAAUUUUCACAUGGCAGCUCAAAAGGUGCAUUGAAUGUUUUCUUGUUCAAAGGCAUGAAUCAUAGUUAAACAUUCAUAGUUUUCUACAAAGAUGAAUUUGUUACAUUUCUUACUUUUCUCUUUUUCCAUUUGGAUCUUUUCUGUUUAAUUUGUCUUACUCUCCACCUUUGAAUUUACAUUGCUGCUUACUCUACAUCUAGUGUAAAAUGCACAAAGCUCUGUCGUAACAAAAUGCUUACCUCUCAAAAACGUUACAACCGUUGGAACAAUAAAAACAUAUUCUGCAAAAAUGUUUGCAACUACGGAAGCCUUUUAGUGCCAAGGAGAAUUAUUUUUUGUGUUUCUAUGAGAUAGUUUUGCAUUUAAACAAGAAAAUAAUUGUGCUUUUCCAAGAAUUUUAUUGUGUUUAUAUGACAAAGUAACGCUUCUACACGUAAUAGUCAAUUUGUGAACAAUAUUGCCUACUAUAUCAAUAUCUUCUGUCUUCUGUUUUAACAUUUCAGGGUUCUAUGUAAAUGUAAAGAUGUACAGAUUAUCACUACCUAAAUUAAUCAAUGCGCAGUUUUUGUAAUCUGCAGUAGACCCCGCUCCACAUAAGCAGGUUAGGGUGCAGACUAGAAUAUCUGGCAAUUGUUAUGUAUGUUAAUUGCAGUUUGCAGAGCAAGCCAAUGUGAACCACUGUUAUAAAGUGAAAGUGUAUGUACAGUAUUUAAAUCAUGCUGUUCUUUUGUAUCAUGGAUUUUCAGGCCAACAAUGUCUCCUUUUCUGGCAGUGAUAUGAGAAUCCAGUGUUCUAAAACCGUGUCGUGAUGUUACGUUUAUGAGCUGUUCAACAUAAGUAAAUCACUUUUGCUUCUGAAAGACUUUGACCUUCUUCCAUCCUUUGGAGAAGAUGAACACCAUUGCAAGCAGGAUGGUGGGGUCCGUGAAUCAGAUAACGCCUAUAACAUUAAUCAAAUUAAUGCAAUAACACAAGAACAAAUGGAGUUUAUUUAAUGAAAGUUCAGGAGGGAUGACAACA